AACCGGGCUGGCCAUUAUCUAAUCGACCAGCGCGCAUCGUGCAGGCUUCUACUCCCCCAACCUCUCGUCGUAUGCAAAGCCCCAAUACCGUUUCAACCUCUUCUCUUCCCUUCUCUCCUCCCCCUCCUCAUCUUCCUCAGUCUCCCCCUCCCUUCCCUUCAUGCCCAUUUCCUUUAUCUGUCCUCUCUUCUUUUGGAUAGCAGCAAAGAAGAACAAAAACAAUGGAACGAACCCAUUCUCACAUUCCCCAGAAAUCCUCUAGCUUCAUCUCCUCUCGCGAGGAGAAACUCCGCGGCUCCGAUCGCAACCUCUCCCUCAGCUCUCUCCACUUUCAUCCCAUCUCCGAGGACGUCGCUGAAGUCGCCGACGCAAACAAGGUAGAAAAAGACGAUAAUGAGGAACGAGAAGAGAAAGAAGAUUCACCCGCUAAUGAGAAGCAGGACAACAACGACGAGACAGCCACAACGGCCGGAGAAAUCCCCGACCACUACGAUCUCCUUUCCCUCUCCGAUGACAUCGACCAGUUCCUCGCAAUCCUCCACAAUUCGCCGGAGACCAUUCCGGAGAUUCCUGAUAUCGCCAUUUCCCGCUUCGGCGCAUUGCUCGAGAAAGAGAUCGCCAAGUACGAUUGCGGCGGCGAUCGAUGGUCUUCUUCGGAUUCCCAUGAAGUUGCCUCGUUUCUCGAUUCCGUCGACCGCGCCUCUAAACUCAGCGCCGCCCUCUCUGAAUUCUCCGGCUCGGAACCCCAGUACUACCAAGCCAUGAACGAAAUCGGCGCCGUCGUCCACCACGCCAUGGCAUUCUUAGAAGACGAGUUUCAUUCCAUUCUUGUCAACGAAUCUUCCUCCAAGUCGAGGAAACCCCCUUCGGAUUCCACCUCCGGCGCAUCCAAGCCUAAACGCCGCCCGUCAUUCAGUCUCGUACACGAGCCCGAUCGCUGCGUUCUCCAACCCAAUCUCUCCGAUCAUUCCGCGACUCCUGAUUCCCCCUCCGCUGACCUGACAUCCCCUCACCCUGAUCACCAAAGCACCACCCGUCUCCGCCACAUUGCCAGCGCCAUGAUCACCUCUGGCUACGAAACAGAGUGCUGCCAAGUUUACACCAUCGCGCGGCGCAACGCCAUGGAUGCCAGCCUCUCCGACAACGGUUUUGAUAAAAUAAGCAUCGAUGACAUUCUUCGCAUGCCUUGGGAAACUCUAGAAUCCGAAAUUGCUUCGUGGACCAAAGCCUUUCGCCACGCCAUCACCAUCUCCAUCCCACGCGAACGCGAGCUCUGCGAAAGCGUCUUCGAUGGUCCCCAUCGCCCCAUUGUCGACGCCAUUAUCCGCAGCCUUGCCCGCAGCCUCCUCAUCCAACUCCUCACCUUCGCCGAAGCAGUAUCCAUGGUCAAGCGCUCCGCCGAAAAGCUCUUCAAAGUUCUCGACAUGUACGAAGCCCUUCGAGAUAUGAUCCCGAAACUCGAUGAGAUCUUCGAUUCCCACACCGUCGACGAAGACAUCAAGAUGGAUCUGUCCUCUGUUCGCACCCGCCUCGGCGAAGCAGCCGUUUUUAUUUUCUGCGAUUUGGAGAUCUCCAUCAAAUCCGAUACAGCUAAAGCCCCCGUCCCCGGCGGCGCCGUUCAUCCCCUCACCCGUUAUGUUUUGAACUACCUCAAAUACGCCUGCGAGUACAAGAACACGCUCGAGCAAGUUUUCAAAGAUCACCGAAAAGUAGACAGGUCGAUGUCGACGUCGCCGUCUUCAUACAGCAACGACGGCGACGGUGAUGACAACUCAGCCCGCGACUGCAGUCGCUGGGCGGGGAGUAGCGGCCAAAGCCCUUUAUUUGCUUCCCAGGUAGUCCAAGUAAUGGACCUGCUCAAUGCCAACCUGGAAUCAAAGGCAAAGCUCUACAAAGACCUAGCCCUCAGCAACAUCUUCAUGAUGAACAAUGGGAGAUACAUAGUGCAAAAGAUCAAAGGUUCUGCAGAAAUCAAAGAGCUUUUAGGGGAGACUUGGUGCAGGAAGAAAUCGUCCGAUUUACGAAAGUACCACAAGAACUAUCAACGGGAGACAUGGUCUAAGGUACUGGGAUGCUUCAAAGACGAAGGUUUGCAGGUGAAAGGUUCAGUUUUGAAGCCAGUGCUUAAGGAGAGAUUCAAGAGCUUUAACUCCAUGUUUGAGGAAAUACACAAGACACAGAGCGGGUGGUUGGUGAGCGAUGAACAGUUGCAGUCGGAGCUCAGGGUAUCUGUAUCGGCAGUGGUGGUGCCGGCAUAUCGGUCAUUUCUCGGGCGAUUCAGCCAGUAUUUGGAUCCUGGAAGACAGACGGAGAAGUAUAUUAAGUUUGGGCCAGAUGAUCUUGAAUCUUAUAUAGAAGAUCUCUUCGAUGGCAACCCGACCUCCAUGUUGAAGAAGAAGUCAUGAUCAGUGUCUUUUUAAUGGCCGGUGAAGUCUCUUUCUUUGUUGCUUAUACUAAUUGAUUUGAUUUGAUUUUCUUUUUCAUUGUGAUCGCAUAGGACGUCUGAUUUUGUGAGCCUUUAAUGGAAGAAUAAAAUUACAUCGUUAGCUAUCUCUUGUAGGAUUUGCAAUGCAAAAUUAACAAGUUUUGGCAUAUUCAAUA
Messenger RNA from Dendrobium catenatum, 2601 nucleotides. Its product is annotated as exocyst complex component EXO70B1-like. The record is from RefSeq and is a predicted model, not a curated record. Gene Ontology annotation, cellular component: exocyst. Lineage: Eukaryota; Viridiplantae; Streptophyta; Magnoliopsida; Asparagales; Orchidaceae. The transcript has a single exon. Gene Ontology annotation, molecular function: phosphatidylinositol-4,5-bisphosphate binding. Bases 222 to 2405 code for a protein of 727 amino acids. Gene Ontology annotation, biological process: exocytosis.